Molecule: messenger RNA, 6343 nt
Organism: Motacilla alba alba
Lineage: Eukaryota; Metazoa; Chordata; Aves; Passeriformes; Motacillidae
Gene: CAMK2A
Product: calcium/calmodulin dependent protein kinase II alpha
Exons: 19
Coding region: 191-1660 (489 amino acids)
Biological process (GO): protein phosphorylation
Cellular component (GO): cytoplasm; neuron projection
Molecular function (GO): calcium/calmodulin-dependent protein kinase activity; calmodulin binding; ATP binding
Source: RefSeq, a predicted model, not a curated record
CUGACGAAGGCUUGUGAAGCUGAGAAGACAAAUUGCCCUCAUCAUUAUCUCUGGGCUUGUCAAUCAAAUAUAUUCCCUUAUUUACCUCAGCGAGGAGAGAGCCCCGGGAGCACACGGAGAGGGAGGGAGCGAGAGGAGAGCUGCUUGCCCCAAACUCCGCACCGGGAGGGAGCAUUUCCAGCCCCUCAGGAUGGCCACCAUCACCUGCAAUCGCUUCACUGAGGAGUACCAGCUCUUUGAGGAACUGGGCAAGGGCGCUUUCUCCAUUGUCCGGAGAUGCGUGAAGGUGUUGGCAGGACAAGAGUAUGCGGCCAAGAUCAUCAAUACCAAGAAGCUCUCUGCUCGAGAUCACCAGAAGCUGGAACGGGAAGCCCGGAUCUGCCGUCUCCUGAAGCACCCCAACAUUGUGAGGCUCCACGACAGCAUCUCUGAAGAGGGCCACCAUUACCUGAUAUUUGACCUGGUCACCGGCGGGGAGCUGUUUGAGGACAUCGUGGCCAGGGAGUACUACAGCGAGGCGGAUGCCAGCCACUGCAUCCAGCAGAUCCUGGAGGCCGUGCUGCACUGCCACCAGAUGGGGGUGGUUCACCGGGAUCUGAAGCCCGAGAACCUGCUGUUGGCAUCCAAGCUGAAGGGUGCUGCCGUCAAGCUGGCUGACUUUGGCCUCGCCAUCGAGGUGGAGGGCGACCAGCAAGCGUGGUUUGGUUUCGCCGGCACCCCGGGAUACCUCUCCCCCGAGGUGCUCCGGAAGGAUCCCUAUGGCAAAGCCGUGGAUCUGUGGGCUUGCGGUGUCAUCCUCUACAUCCUGCUGGUUGGGUACCCACCCUUUUGGGAUGAAGACCAACACCGACUCUACCAGCAGAUCAAGGCUGGGGCUUACGAUUUCCCCUCCCCUGAAUGGGACACGGUCACUCCUGAAGCAAAAGAUCUCAUCAACAAGAUGUUGACCAUAAACCCAUCCAAGCGCAUCACGGCAGCGGAGGCUCUGAAGCACCCCUGGAUAUCGCACCGUGCCACCGUGGCGUCAUGCAUGCACAGGCAGGAGACUGUGGACUGUCUGAAGAAGUUCAAUGCCCGGAGGAAGCUGAAGGGAGCCAUCCUCACCACCAUGCUGGCCACCAGGAACUUCUCCGGAGGCAAAAGUGGUGGCAACAAGAAGAAUGACGGCGUGAAGAAAAGAAAGUCCAGUUCCAGCGUUCAGUUAAUGGAAUCGUCGGAGAGCACCAACACCACCAUUGAGGAUGAAGACACCAAAGUACGGAAGCAAGAAAUCAUUAAAGUCACAGAGCAGCUGAUUGAAGCAAUAAGCAAUGGAGACUUCGAGUCCUACACGAAGAUGUGUGACCCUGGAAUGACUGCUUUUGAGCCUGAGGCUCUGGGCAACCUUGUGGAAGGCCUGGAUUUCCACCGAUUCUACUUUGAAAACUUGUGGUCCCGGAACAGCAAACCCGUGCACACGACGAUCCUGAACCCCCACAUCCACCUGAUGGGGGACGAGUCUGCCUGCAUCGCCUACAUUCGCAUCACGCAGUACGUGGACUCUGGAGGGAUCCCCCGCACUGCCCAGUCCGAGGAGACCCGCAUCUGGCACCGCCGGGAUGGCAAAUGGCAGAUUGUUCACUUCCACAGAUCCGGCGCGCCCUCGGUCCUACCGCAGUAAGCCCUCUGAAGUGUGGCCCUGCCCGUGUUGGGUUUGUCACUGACUGACUACCAAGGGGAGACCCCCUCCGACAUGUUCACCUACGGGACUUUGGCUGUUGGCUCUGCUGCUUGGUUCCCGCUGGAAUAACCCCUCGCUUCUCACCGCACACACACGACAGCCCCGCCGGGGCAGCACAAGCAUCCCAUCCACCCCCACCCUGCCGGGGUCAUGGCGCUGGGCCCCCUUCCUCUGCAUGAACCAGAAAAAGAGAAACCAUGGACUCAAACCCAAGCAUCUGGCCGGUGUACAGGCCCCCCUCAUCAGCUGCAUAGCGUCGGUGGGCCUCCUCACUACCCAGCACAUCUCCUGAACUGGGCUCAGGUUCAUCAUCCACCUCCAUCCCACCUCUGCUGGAAGCCCUCCGAGGAAAGGGGGGCAGUUUUGAGCUGCUCUCUGCUGCAUCCUCCCUGCGUGCUGGUGGAUUUUGCUUUGCUGCUAUCAAGAUCCCUGUCUGCUGCCAUGACUCCUGCCUGCUCCCAACCUGAGUUCCUGCUUCCCAGCAGCCUCGUCCAGGGAACUGCAACUCAAUCCAUUUGCCAAGUCCAUUUUUCAUGCGUACCUGUGCAAGGAGGGCCGUGUUUGGACGGGUGAGUAAAGACUAUCUGUUCAUUUUCUCUUCCCAGCACAGGCUGGCUCCUUCCCAGGAGAGCAAGUAGGUUUGCACCCUGGCUCCAGGCAAGUGCUGCGCCAAGAAGGAUGCUCUCUCUUCUUCCUCCCUUCUCCCUUUGGAGCAGAGACUGGCGAUGCUGGGAGAAGAGAGGAGGAGAAUGACAACUGCUUCCCAUCAGCACAGAGAGGAGCUGGGGCUCCCCCAUCCAUGUCUGGGUGGUAGCAUCAUCCCUGCAGCCUCCUCCUCACCCACCACCCAGCCUGGAUCCUUUACCCCAGCACCCACCUCUGCCCCUCACAUACAGCACUGGCGUUCCCUUGCUCCCAACUCCCGGGAUGGGAUGGGGGCAGCCAGGCUGGCUGCUGGCUCGGGGCACAAACCUCCAUGGCCCACGUGACUCCUUCCAGCGACAACAAGGAAUGCAAGCUUUAGUGACAAACUGCAGAAUCUGAUUGUGCUUCAACAAAAACAAACAAGCCUUUCGCUGUCUUCUCCUUUGAGCGCAUGCCUUUUUAUAGGGAAAAAACCAACCUACCGUGUAUUUCGUAACUUGAUUUUGAGUAUUUGCUGAAAUGGAUCUUUAUGUAAUAACUAGAAACAUUCAACUGUUUAAGUGGGGUGGGAGGGGGGAUUUUCGGGGGUUGCUGUUUUUCAUUGCGUUUACAUUUGAAGUGGGGGUGUUCUGCCACGAUGCUCCUGCCAGGGGUCCCAUGGCUGCCAGCCCCCUCCUCUCACACCGUGGUGGCUUGUCCCAUUCUGUCCCGCAGCGCUGGGUGGCAAAAACACCCAUCUCCAGGGGCGCCCAUCUCCAGGGGCGCCCAUCUCCAGGGCACCCAUCUCCAGGGGCGCCCAUCUCCAGGGCACCCAUCUCCAGGGCGCCCAUCUCCAGGGGCGCCCAUCUCCAGGGGCACCCAUCUCCAGGGCAUCCACCUCCAGGGCAUCCACCUCCAGGGGCACCCACAUUGCUGUGGUGCCUUCCUGCACCCCAUGGGUCUUCCUGCAGGGCAAACCACAGUGGUGGCUCUGGCAGUGCCACCAGCAUGUGGCUUUCAGGACAGAAGACAUGGCUGGGAAGGGGAACGUUGGUCUCACCUCUUUGCCAUCAGGUAGAGGUCUGAGGGUGGGUGUUCUUCUGGCAAUUCUUCCAUUUCACAUUCUCUUUUUCCCGACUGGAGCCUCUUUACUCACUGAUGUGAGGCUCCUGCAGCACUGCUGCCCUGGGGUACUUUCUAGCUCCACUCUCUUUGUCUGCAUGGUGUUUAACUUUCUAGACGGUGCGUGUGCUGAAAAACAAAGAAACGAACAAAAACUGCUUGUUUUGGACCUAAAAAAAAAAAAAGGAAAACGUAAAAAAAAAAAAGGAAAAAAAAAAGAGGAAAUAUUUCCUCCAUGUAAAUUCUGAGUGUGUAUUUUGCCUUUUCUGUGGUUUUGAAUGCUUUGCUCUCUGUUGAGGCAGGGAUGGCCACCAUGCCAAACGCAGCUGCAUCCUUGCAGACUGCAAAAAUAUUUUCCCACUGGAUGGAGGGGAAGAAAUCUAAACUGCGGGGGCACGGACAGGCCCUGAGAAGUGUUUUGGUGUGUUCCUCUGUGCCAGCAGUGCGAUGGCUGCUGGUGUUUGUAGGAGAUGCCUUUUUGGGGGCAAAUCACAGAGCUGAUCCAUGGGUGCCCAUGGGGUUCCCCAUGCCUUUGGUGGACCUGUGCACCAUAGGCUUGCAAGAGUUCCCCAAAGCAGGGAAAUCCAUGCAGGGAAAGGAUUAGUUUUAAAGGUAGAGUUUGGGUGUUUUUACAGAUCUGUUUUUCUUCCUGUAGUCAUGUAGUGCUGAAGUUUUUUUAAUUUUUAAAGGAAGGACUCAGCUCUUUCACAGUUCUCUCUCUCCCUCUCCAGUGCUGGCUCUGAAGCCAGCUGUGGUCAGUGUCAUUCACCUUCUGAUGUCCAAGCUCUCCAGGUGUCAAGAGGAUUUUUGGGAACUGGUAUAAGGUGGAUGAUGAUGGAGGACAUCAUAUCAGGGCUCUGCCUGGGGGCUGUAGGGAAGAUGCCAUCACAGCCUGGUUUUGAAGCUGCUGAUAGCUGUGGACCUUGGAUGGUCUGUGAGGGUGAAGCUGCUCCAGCAGCUGCUACUGAGAAAGGACUGGGAUUGGGAGUCUGGUGGGAUUCCUUGGGAAUAACAGAUGAGAUGUUGGGGUAGAUACAAUCUCCUUUCACUGAGAACCCACAGUCACUUCUAGGGAGAAGCAUCUUGACUCCCUGGAAGGCUUUGAGGUGUCUUUUUGGAGGGAGUUUCUCCUCCUUGAGUUUUCCCUAAGGUCAUCUCCCCUGGAGGCAGCUGGAUGUCCUUGCAACACUCCUUUGCAAGGGAAGCAGAAUCUGAAGUUUAAACUCAUUCUAGUCUUCCAGUCAAGCUGCAGCCUGACCAAGGAAGACCCAACCUCCCAACAUGCCCAUGCUGGCAGCAUUAAGCACCUGCACUUUAGGGGUCUGUCCUGCCUGGUGUCUCUGCCCCACCUUGCCCUGCUUCUCCAGAGUGGGUUCCUGUAUCUCCAGAGCAUCUCAGCAAGCACUGAUGGACCUCCACCCUUUCUUUCAGUAUUCAUGGAAAGCAUCUGUUUCUGUCUUCCUUCGCAUUUGCUGAUUUCUCCUAAACUUGCAGGAAAGCUAUAUGAAUAAGUUUCCACCAUCCUUCUUUGGCUGGAAGAGCCAGGGAUGCUGCUGUUACUUCUCUACUUUUAAGCUGUUGACACUGUCCCUGACACAUGCAAACGGGCAUUGCCCCAACAAUCUCACCAUGGUUCUGGGAAUGACAGCAUCCAGAGAUGUUCCUAAUAAACAACAUGGACAGGGCCAUCUUGUUGGGAUAGAGUUUACCACCAUGGACCUCCAGUCCCAUCAGCCUCAAGGCUGGAGAUCAGGCUAUGGCACAUUUAAUUUCCUGGCACAGACAGAACUCCUCUCCUCUGGUCUCCUGGUGCCUGGGUCAAACCAAACUCGGAAGUCCUCCAUACUCAUCCUCUCUUCCACCUCUCCCAGUCCCCAGGGGAUGUCUAACUGGAGGCACUUGCUGUAGUGGUGUUGAGCUCCCAGCUCCACAGGUGGGUUUGGGAGCUGCCUGAUUUCCCUUCCUGUCUGCCAGUGUCCACUGGCAACAUCAUAAUUUCUCACAUCUUGCUGAUGCAUUCCCUCUGGAAGACAAAGAGGCCUCUGGUCUUUGCUGGAGGAGCAGACACCUUCCUCACCCCAGCCAGACACCACUGGGAGAGUUGUCUUCCCUGCAUGAAAUGCCCCUUCUGCCAGGCACCAAAUCCUUGUCUGACCCCAAACCUGCCUCUCCUCCCAUGGAUACCCCCAUGGAUCGCCAGAAGCUGGAGCAGGCAGCAGUCAUCUACUCCCACCUGGAGCUCCUGGCAGGCUCUGCAGCCCAUGGUGGGAUUGCAGUGCCAUGUGUGAGGGGGCAGCCCCACAGCCCCAUGGACCAGGAGUGUCUGCCAGCAGGAGAUCACGUCCUCUGAUCACCCCAGGAGACAGAGUGACCCUUCUUCCCCACCACAGGAUGGGUUGUAGUGUACCCCAUGCUCUUGAUGCUGCACAGAUCCUCCAGCCAGCAGAGACCUCGCCCUUGCCCUUGUCCGUGUCCCAAGGUGCAGCUCCCAUCCGUAUCAGACAGGGAAACUCAGGCAUGAGCAGGCUGUGGGGACGCCAGAGCAGGGGCUGGUGGCCACUCUGCCACCAGAUUCAUCUGAAUCUCCUUCCCUCCUGCAGGUCAUCAACAGGGAGUGGGAGAGAGGGAGCAGUGGAGGGGACUGUAUCAAAUGGCUCCUUCCUUCUUUGGAUUGUUGUCCCUUUUUUCUAAUUGUUGCACAAUUUUAGGGCUUUUGUAACAUUUUUUGGACAAGCAGGGAAAAUAUGUUAACAGUGGUUUAAGGAAAGAAAAUGAGACCUAUCUCUCUCACUUAUAUAUUAUAUAUAUAUAUAUAUAAAAUAUAUAUACUUACAGGAAAUCUCUAUGGAAAUAUUUAUUUAAGAUGAUUGCAAAAAA